This is a messenger RNA of Suillus clintonianus, 720 nucleotides long. RefSeq lists its product as uncharacterized. Lineage: Eukaryota; Fungi; Basidiomycota; Agaricomycetes; Boletales; Suillaceae. The record is from RefSeq and is a predicted model, not a curated record. Bases 1 to 720 code for a protein of 239 amino acids. The transcript has 9 exons.
AUGACGGAUGGGCCGGGAGUGUUAUUAUUCCCGAUGGAGACAGACGGAUGGGCCGAGGUGGUUGGAUAUUAUGUAGAUGGGUGUACCAAGGUAGAUGUGUAUCAAAUAGCCGGGUGGGCCGAUGGAAAUGAAUAUUCCAUAGACGGAUGGGCCGAGGUAGUUGGAUAUUAUGUAGAUGGGUGUACCAAUGUAGAUGUGUAUCAAAUAGCCGGACGGGUGGGCCCAGAUAUAUAUCCUAUUAGAUGGUAUUUUGUAGACGGGUGGGCCGAUGGAAAUGAAUAUUCCAUAGACGGAUGGGCCGAGGUAGUUAGAUAUUAUGUAGAUGGGUGUACCAAGGUAGAUGUGUAUCAAAUAGCCGGACGGGUGGGCCGAGGGAGUGGUGAAAUAUUUAUUAUAUAUAUGGACGGGUGGGCCCAGGAGAAUGAUAAUUGUAGACGUGGUGGAGCUCAGCUUUGCAAAGGGGUGAAGUGGAAACUUGUGUUCCAGGCCCUGUUCAUCAAAGCUUUGAGAUGGAAGAUGAAGGUCUUGCAGUAUGGCAUGGAGCUUUGCAAAGUGGUGAAGUGGAAACUCGAGCAAAGUGGACCGAGUUCUGAGACCUGGCACACUUCCAAUCAUCUGGUAUUUCAUUGGGCAAUGGAUGAUAAGAGGUCUUUGAAAGCCAACAUCAUCCAAGCCAACCAAAUGCCAAAUGCCAAGUUCCAACUACCGAAAAUUGAGUGA